UUGAGCUGUGUGGCCUCUUACUGUGAGGAACACCUUCAGCCUCAUUAUGAUGUGGCUUCGUUUAAGAAACACAAGCUGGUGGAGCCCUCCAAGAAGCUCCACGAGAACAUCUGCUCUGUCCACGAUGAGGUGAAGAAGCUGUUCUGCCGCACUGAUCAGAAGUCCAUCUGUUAUCUCUGCUCUGUGGAUGAGCAUAAAGGCCACCUCACUGUGUCAGCGGCAGCAGAAAGGACUGAAAGGCAGAGAAAGCUGGAGGGGAGGCGGCAACAAAUCCAGCAGAGAAUCCAUGACAAAAAGCAAGAUGUGGAUCUGCUCCAGCAGGAGGUGGAGGCCAUCGAUCAGUCUGCUGACAAAACACUGGAGGACAGUGAGAAGAUGUUCACUCAGCUGAUCCGUCUCAUCCAGAACAGACGCUCUGAUGUGGAGCAGCAGGUCAGAUCCCAGCAGCAAACUGCAGUGAGGGGAGUCAAAGAGCUUCAGCAGAAGCUGGAGCAGGAGAUCAUUGAGCUGCAGAGGAAAGACGCUGAGCUGCAGCAGCUCUCACACACAGAGGACCACAUCCAGUUUCUGACCAGUCGUGUUACGGUGGAGGUGGAGGCCAUCGAUCAGUCUGCUGACAAAACAGUGGAGGACAGUGAGAAGAUGUUUGCUGAGCUGUUCCGUCUCAUCCUGAAAAAACGCUCUGAUGUGGAGCAGCAGGUCAGAUCCCAGCAGCAAACUGCAGUGAGGGGAGUCAAAGAGCUUCAGCAGGAGCUGCAGCAGGAGAUCACUGAGCUGCAGAGGAAAGACGCUGAGCUGCAGCAGCUCUCACACACAGAGGACCACAUCCAGAUUUCUGUCAGUGACUUUUGCUGGGGCUUCUGA
This is a messenger RNA of Menidia menidia (Atlantic silverside), 864 nucleotides long. The record is from the annotation of a GenBank genome assembly. Lineage: Eukaryota; Metazoa; Chordata; Actinopteri; Atheriniformes; Atherinopsidae.